AACAAACGUCACCUUUCAGUUAACAAUGCAGCUGAAAUACAUUCAGACCGUUAUUGAAGCACAGCAAAGCGAGUCGAGGGUAGUUGCGCUCGCGUGGUCGCCCAACGGUAUAAAAUUGGCGGUCGCCACAACUGACCGCCAAAUUUUCUUGUACGAUGAAUCCGGAAAGAAGAGGGACAAAUUCACAACAAAACCAGCAGAGUCUGAGGCGGGAAAGAGAUCGUACCUUAUCAAAGAUAUUUGCUUUAGUCCCGAUUCUUGUAAGCUUGCGGUUGCACAAAGUGAUUGUAUUGUUUACGUGUACAAGAUUGGGGAAAAAUGGGGGGAAAAGAAGGCAAUCACGAACAAGUUUCUGCAAGACUGCCCCGUCAUUUGCGCGACGUGGUUGGUCGCUGGUGUCUUGGUGUGCGGGUUGGCGGAUGGGAAGGUGCGCGCCCUCAAUGUCAAGUCCAACAAAUCUCAAACUUUAUACUCAUCCGACAGUUUGGUGGUCUCACUAGCGCCAAAUUUGCGUGGCACCGGAUUUUUAUCGGGCCACGUUGACGGUAACAUAAUUCGGUACUUCGUAAGUAGCGAGCAUGGCGAGCGAGAGACGAGCGGUCGAGUCCUCACACACUCCGUACCGCCAUUCGCUUUGGUUUGGACGCUUGGUCAAAUUAUUGCUGGAGGUUGCGAUAAACGGAUUGUUGUGUAUAAUAAUCAGGCGAAAAUGCUGAAGCAGUUCGAUUACUCGAAGGAUGUCUCUGAGCAUGAGUUUACGACAGCUACAUGCAGUCCUAGUGGUCAGGCGGUUGUCGUGGGCAGCUUCGAUAAAAUUCGAGUGUUCUCCUGGAAUUCCCGUAAAUCCAUCUGGGACGAAUCCACUUCGAAAGCGAUCGAAAAUAUGUACUCCGUAACCGCGCUCGCUUGGAAACGGGACGGUUCUCGGGUUGCGUGCGGAACACUCUGCGGGGCCCUUUACCUAUUCGAAACCGUGCUCAAAAGGAGCGUGUGGAAGGAUAAGUUUGAGGUAACCUACGUCGGCCCCAAUCAGGUCCUAAUUAAGCCUCUAAACGCGGAAGGGGGAGGAGUGAUCUUGCAGUCGAGUUCGGGGCGCGAAAUCGAAGACGUGAGAAUCAUGGGGAAGGAUGGGUACGCAGUCGCGCGUACCGAUGAAACUUUGCUGGUGGCCGAUUUGGACAAUAAUAAGGUUAGCGAGGUGGCGUGGAGCGAUACGGGACAACAUGAGAAGUACUACUUCGAAAAUCCCAACGUUUGCUUGGUGUUCAACGCCGGGGAGUUGUCUUUGAUAGAGUACGGCAGUCAUGAGGUCUUGUGCUCGGUGCGAACUGAAUUUGUCAACCCUCACGUUAUCAGCGUGCGCCUGAACGAACGCCAACAGUCCACUCAGAAUAAGAAGAUGGCGUAUCUAUUGGAUUUGAAAACGAUUUGCGUUUUAAAUUUGCAAAACGGCGCGCCAGUUACACAAAUCAGUCAUGACUCCAAGAUUGACUGGCUAGAACUGAGCGAGACGGGCCACCGAUUAUUGUUUAGGGAUAAGAAGCAGAGGUUACUGUUGGUAGACGUGAAUAAGUCCGAGAAAAGAUGUAUAUACAGCGGAGUUAGUUUCGUGCAGUGGGUCGAGGAUAGCGAUGUUGUCGUGGCCCAAGCAGGUGGCUGUUUGGCUGUCUGGUACAACAUCGAUGUGCCCGAUCAUCCUACCAUUCUCAACGUACAAGGCGAUGUUGUUGAUAUCGUACGCGCCAAUGGCAAAACGGAGGCCAUUGUUGUAGACGGUCAAAAUAAUCACACCGUAGAAUUGGAUGAAAGUCUCGUGGAGUUUGGUACAGCAAUUCACGACACUGACUAUGGUCGAGCUGUCCUCUUCUUGGAGACCAUCGAAAAUACUGGGGAAGCUGAGGCUAUGUGGCAUAACCUUUCUAAGAUAGCACUUAAACAGCAAAACUUAGUUUUGGCCGAACGUUGCUAUGCAGCUUUAGGGGAUGCUGCAUCUGCCUUCUACUUACAAAAAACUACGCAAAUCGGUGAGGAAUUUACAAAGAAGCAAAACGAUUCGAUUAGUAACUGUUCGGAGGUGUGGGUGCGACUAUCCAUUCUGAAUGGAGAUCUGGACACCGCUGAAAAUAUUUAUUUAGAACAAGGCAAUAUCGAGGGUGCGUUGGAGAUGUACAAAUCCUUAUACAAAUGGGACGAGGCUGUCAGAUUGGCAGAACAACGGGGAUAUAGUAAACUGGCCCAAUUGAAAGAAGAUUACAUGUCUCUCCUACUACGCACCGGGCAAAACGAGAAGGCUGGCCAAGUGUUCGAGAAACAAGGCAACUAUGAGAAGGCGAUGACUCUCUAUCUCAAAUCGAACUGCUUCGUGCGCGCCUCUUCUCUCCUGAUCCAGCACAAAGAAUUACUAAAUGACAGCGGUCUGGUAGCCAACGUGCUCAAGAUCCUUCUCAAGCACGAACUCUACGAGAGCUGCGCCGAAAUUUACGAGAAACUCCAAAAAUCGUCCCUGGCAAUGGAGUGCUACCAAAAAGGAAAGGUGUGGAGCAAGGCGAUCGCUUUGGCUCGCAGCGUGGAGCCCGAGAAGGUUGUACAACUGGAAGAGGAGUGGGGCGACCAUCUGUACGAAAACAAGCAAAUGGACGCCGCCAUCAACCAUUACAUCGAGGCGGGUCGCACGCGUAAAGCUCUAGACGCCGCUAUCGGCGCGCGCCAGUGGAAGAAGGCCGUGCACAUCGUGCAAGUCCUGGACGAGUCCGAGUCAACGGAGAAGUACUACCAGACGAUCGGCAAUCAUUUCGCAAGCGCCCGGGACUACUCCACCGCCGAAAAGAUGUACGUAAACGCCGGUUUGUACAAGGAGGCCGCCGAGAUGUACAACGAGGCGGGGCAGUGGGAGAAGGCCUACAGUUUAGCGUCGCGGUUUUUGGAUCGGAGCGAGGUGUCGGAGAUGUAUCUGAAGCAGGCCGAGCAGCUUGAAAAUGCCGGGAAGUAUCGCGACGCCGAGAAGCUUUACUUAUCGGUUGACGCGCCCGAUUUGGCCAUCGCCAUGUAUAAGCGGGCGGAUCAGUACGACAACAUGGUCCGGCUCGUGGAGAAAUUCCACCCCGACCUGCUCCAAACCACCCAUUUGCAUUUGGGGCAGCAGUUGGAGACGCAAGGAAAGCACCGGGCAGCCGAGGUGCACUAUUUGGCGGCGGGUGAUUGGAAAUCGGCAAUGAACAUGUAUAGGGGCUUGUCAAUGUGGGAGGAGGCAUAUCGCGUUGCCAAGCAGAGUGGAGGCGCUGCGGCGGCGAACCAAGUCGCAUUCCUCUGGGCGCGCACACUUUCCAUCGAGUCCGCCAUUAAGUUGUUGAACAAGUUUGGCUUAUUGGAAAGCUGCGUGGAUUACGCGUGCGAAACCUACCAGUUCGAUUUUGCGUUUCAAUUGUGUAAAAGUUUAACGUCUAAGACGAUUGAUGUUCACUACAAGUACGCCAUAGCGCUUGAAGACGACGGAAAAUUUCCCGAAGCCGAAGCCGAGUUUGUUCUUGCUGGUAAACCCAAAGAAGCCAUUCUAAUGUACACGCAUGCGCAGAAUUGGAUAAACGCGCUCAGAGUUGCGGAAAUUCACGAUCCAAGUUCCGUUGUCGAGGUGCUCCAGGCCCAAGCAGCGCAGUGCUUCGAAGACAAGCAAUUUGCGGAGUUCGAAUCUUUGCUCCUCAAAGCGCAAGUGCCAGAGGUGAUCGUGCAGAAAUACAAAAAUGAAGAGAUGUGGACCGACGCCAUGCGUAUCUGCAAGGAUCACGUUCCCUCGCUUCUAUCUUCGCUUCAAGCGGAGUACAUGAACUCCAGCUACGGAAAGUCAUCGGAUGUUUCGCUGGAGUCGCUUCUAACGCAAGCAAACGACUGGGCGGUUGCUGGUCAGCAUCGGCAAGCGAUCGACUGCCUUUUACAGGUGAACGCGAGCAACGCAGACCCUCCGAUCAUCAAACGAGCACUUCUUCGCGCCGCUGAUAUGCUAAAUAAAUUUCUGUACGACCAAGAGGCGUUGGUAAUGGCCAAGCUGAUCGGGCCUCGCCUAAUCGAAAUUGGAGAGUACGACGCAGCAGCUCAACUAUACAUGCACCUCGACCUGAUGAAGGAGGCUCUCGACUGCUUCGUGCAGGCCGAGGAUUGGGCGAAGGCGAAGAAGCUGGCCAAACAGUUAGAUCCGGCUUACGAGAAUUACGUCGAAAGUAAGUACAAAGACAGACUGCUGAAGGAAGGCAACGUGGAGCAGUUGGCAGACAUCGAUAUUAUCGGCGCGUUGGAUUUACUGGCGGAGCAGGGACAGUGGAUGCGAUGCAUCGAAAAGGCGAAGAAUCACAGCGAGCCCGUCCUUCACAAGUACGUCGCCUUGUACGCCUCGUAUCUGCUCAAGAACGGUCUCACCAGCGACGCACUCGCACUUUACCACAGCCACGGUACGCCGGCUAUUGUGCAAAACUUUAAUAUUUACACGAAAAUUGCCGUUGAUGUAUUCUCCCAGCCGGGCAUGUCCGAUUUUGGUAGUUUUGAGAUUUGGGUCAAUUUACGACAGAUGCUCUUCGAUCUGAACAACAACUUGCAAAAAACAAGCGAUAUACCUGCCGAAAGUCGGGCACAUUUCCAAAAUUUGCUACUGAUAGCCCAUUUCUACGCGACAAGGACCGCCUGUCGCCAAGUUUCCACGCUGAAGCAGCUCGCUUUGAAGAUCUCGAUCGCGCUGUUGAGAUACACCGACUUUAUUCCGGCCGAUAAGGCGUAUUAUGAAGCUGGAGUGGACAUGCGAGACGACGGUCGAUUGUCCGAGGCAUUUGUGUUCUUAAAUCACUACCUGGACAUUUGCGAGGCAAUUGAGGAAGGUGACAGCCAACUGGUCGACCACUCUGACCUGAUGCAGACAGAUUUUCCAUCCAACGUCCCCUUGCCCAGCGAUCUAUACUUGAGGGAUGAGUUGCAGGUUCAUGAGAAUAUCCGCGAGUGGGUUUUGACAGUCAGCAUGGAUCAAAAUGUGGAGCAGAACCUGCCUUUGGACGAUAGAGAGCUGUACGAGUCCAGCCUUCAAAUUAGUGAGUUACCUUGCAUUGUAUCUGGUUAUCCGAUUGGUGAGCAAGCGCUGACCUUUCAAAGCUCGGCGUUUAGAGUCAACAAAGACGUUUGGUCUAAGUUGAAUAUGGCGGCAAAAAUAUCACCAGAAUCUAAUGUUUCUAAUAUUAUAGCAUUUAUAGUGCAGUGGUGUGGUGCUGUUAAUAAAUAAGGUGGUUUACUUGGCAAUUGUAGGUAUAAUAAAG
Messenger RNA from Photinus pyralis (common eastern firefly), 5288 nucleotides. RefSeq names its product intraflagellar transport protein 172 homolog (gene Oseg2). The record is from RefSeq and is a predicted model, not a curated record. Gene Ontology annotation, molecular function: protein binding. The transcript is spliced from 15 exons. NCBI's taxonomy places the organism in Eukaryota, Metazoa, Arthropoda, Insecta, Coleoptera, Lampyridae. Gene Ontology annotation, cellular component: intraciliary transport particle B; ciliary basal body; axoneme. The coding region runs from base 26 to 5254 and encodes 1742 amino acids. Gene Ontology annotation, biological process: intraciliary transport.